UCCAAUGCAUACCGUCAAAAUAACUGGAACUUGAUAAACAAAAUUUGGAACAGAAAACGGUAUCAUGCGUCAUUGUGCAAGAAGUGAGUGUUUGGACAGGACUACUUUUCCACUGGCGCGCUACGACAUCAAUAUCACCAAUGUUAAAACCUGGUAGAUUCAACAUGCUUCAUACCUCUAUAGAGGUCCUAGCUAAACAAAACAAACUCCGACCGCGGACCCAGCAGUCCCAGAGGCGAGAUGGACUCCCCGUCCUCCGGAAAAGGGAGCCACUGAAAGCCGUAAGGACUCCAUUUACCAACGAGGUAUUCUAUCCGUGGCCGGAAGAGGAGGAAUUACGACCAGAAACUCCUUUUGUGAAAACGAGGCUGCAGCGUCAGGUGCUAGGAAGCGGAGGGAGUCGCAGUAAUGUUCCCAGCGAGACAGCUGAUUUGUUCGGAUCUAAUGGCAUGUAUAAGCGAUCGAUCGGGUUCGAAUCCCCGACGUUGAUCCUCCGACGGGCCAACAGCCGUGAGAAGAAUCGAUGUGGUACCCCUUUACCUCUGGAUCAGCCACUGACCAAGCUGUGUUGGAAUAACGGACUAGAAGAAGAAUUCAGUGAUCUCAGUGAUAUUGAUGUACAGCCAGUCAAACACAGUGAAAGGUCUCGGCGUCCGAUCUCCAGCGGCAGAAAACGGGAUGUGAACGACAUCACGCUCUCUGAUCUAGAACUCGAUGACACUUUCCCGCCAAAAACACCGGAUGUAGUUAAUUUAACGCAAAAAGUGCUGAACCAUUACUUCCCGAAGAAAAUGAGCAGCACGCAACGCAUUUUUAGGUGGUUAGCUGACUGUGAGGAAAAGUCGUCAGGUUCGACAUUACCGGCACACUUACCAAAUAUAACAGUUACCAGUAGGCCGCACUUGCAAUCGCCGCAACUAGAGACGAUGUAAUAAAAACACGUUUAAUGUUUUGAAAAGUGUUUGUAGCUAUAUAAACCCUUAUGGGAUUCCGCAUCGGUAGUCUCAAAGGACG
Messenger RNA from Magallana angulata, 1014 nucleotides. RefSeq lists its product as uncharacterized. The transcript is spliced from 2 exons. NCBI's taxonomy places the organism in Eukaryota, Metazoa, Mollusca, Bivalvia, Ostreida, Ostreidae. The record is from RefSeq and is a predicted model, not a curated record. Bases 141 to 932 code for a protein of 263 amino acids.